CGCUUCUCUGAUUGGCGGAGCGGUAACGCGUGCAUAGUAACAGUUGCUACGGGCGGUAAUUCUCGCCUUUCUACUUCCGCGUUUGUUCCCGGUUGUUCUAUGCGCUGUGAAGUGUCCGGCAUAGAGACACUGGCAGGUGACAGAGGACAGAAUUUCUUGACUUGAUCAGAUGGUCCAAUGAUGUUAUCCUCAUCCUGCUCUCACAGGUUACUGUCCCUGCUGGACCAGGCUCUUCUUAAGUGCAAAGAAGAAGAGAAACAACUUGAACAACAGCUCAGGCAGUGGCGGGUACUUCUAGACAACUGGGAUGUUGACAAUUGUGAGCCAUCAAAGCUGGAUGAUGUAUCAAGCAAGCCUCAAGAGACCCAGCCAUCACCGGAGGAUCUACAGGAGGUGGAACUGCUGAACAAAGCUUUGCAGAAAGCUUUAAGAGUGAGAGAAACCAGCAAGACAGACUUGCCUGUUAAUAAAACUCCAGCGCCGCCUUCUUGCUCAGUGACCAAAGAAAAGACCAUUGAACCUUUAAAUAAACUGAUGCAGAAAGGAACAAAGCCUAUGACCUACCAGCUUAACCCUCCAUACAAAACCAUUCCCGACAGGAGAAGGGUCCAGCAACCCAGGCAAAGAUCAUCUAUCAAGAAGUCUACAAGUGCAACUCCUUCAAAGCCACCAGCUACUAAACACAGCAGCAGCGGUGACGGCGGGCAACUAGAUACGGAAAUGAGCACCACUGGACCAUGCACUGCACCGGCAAAACCAAUGUCACCACCAUCCACAGUUUUGCAUUUGGACAAUUUUCAUGCAAAAAGACCUUGUACUUUAAAAGAAAAAGGAGCAACUCUGAAACUACCAGCAGAGUAUCAGCAGGCUUACAUGAAGAGCAACAGACUAUGGGAGAAGUUCUGUGCCAUUCAAGACAAUCUUCCUGCUUCCAGACCCUCAUUUAUACAGAAGCUGCAAACAACUUUUGCUCCCGAAUCUCCCAAGCUCAGCCUUUUCGAGAUUGAGGAAGAGACGGCGCGCUUGCAGAGAGAGGUCAGAAGCUGGCAGCAGAACGUAGACCGCGCCAAUAACUGGCAAGGAACAGGUCUGGCGCGAUGGCAGAACUACCGCUCUCUGCUGCUUUUGGAAGCUCUACAAGAAGAAGUGGCCAAAUACCAAUCGGAGCUGCAGAAUCUCCAGCUGGUGGCUAAAGAAUAUAGGAAUUGGGCAGAAAAACAUUCCAUCAAUACCACUUGCCUAGUGCAAAAAGGCUGCCCUACUGUGUACAGCAAGUCUCCUCCUGUGCUUGUUUAUAACCAUCUGAGGGAGCUUCAUGAGCUGACCUGCAGCCGGCUGAGAGUGCUGGAGCUACAGCAGAAGAUUCAUGUGCAGAAGGUGCUCGGUGAAGAGCUGCUCAUCGAAGCAGAAUCCUGGAGUCAGAGUGCCCCGACCUGCCUGCUACUACGAGCCAUCUACACCCAGCUGUGUGAGGGGGGAGACACCUUCCCGGUACUGGUGCAGGACGAUGGAUAACGCCAAGCGAGAGGAAUGCACAGGACCGGUCUGUGUGUCUGAUCCCCUCUUAUCCUUAACCCUCACCCAGAUGGAGUUCACCUUGUGUAUUUUGUGGUCUCGUAGUUUAUUUAAGGCUGCAGUGCCGUGACAUCUGCGGUGGUGGAGUCCUUCUGCAGCUCCUAUUUCACUGAUUUCCGAUCCCCGGCUGAUCAGGCAGGUCCUGCUCUGACUCCUCGUUUCAGACCAGGGUAGGUACUAUCAGGCUAGAUAGUUAGCCCCCAUAUGGUAUUGUAAUGAACAUACACUCUUCUCAGCAAAAGUAUACAAAGAAAGCAAAAACACCACAAUAAUGUUUAGCAAGCAACUACAUAUAAGGACAUCAUUAUUUAAAAGCACUUACUUCUAAGAGCAAGACUUCUAUUAUAAACGCCCCCAAGGAUCACAGGUAUGGAAGUCACAAGUAAGUAAAUCCACAGUGGAUGAGUUACCACACAAUGAAUAUGCUCAGUACAUUACCGGCUGUAGUUGCUAUGAUGUCCGUCGCGUUGCUGCGAAAUAGAACAAUAUGAUCAGGAAGCCAACCAAAUGAAGAAAAAAAUUAUAAAUAAGGGAUAUGAGGAGGAACAACUUGAGAACACACAAAAUAAGAUACGGGAGACCAGGAGGGAACCCUUAAUAUCAAAAGAACAGACUAAUCAACCUCAUGCAGGAAAUCUGGAUGAUGAUCGUGAUCCAAAAAUCAAGAUACCAAUCAUCACCCGUAUUUGAACAGCCAGGGUUCCCUAUUGCAAAGAAGUGUUAUUUUCAGCUGUUCUAACCCUCCCCCAGACCUGCUCUUAAGAUACUUGCAUCUAUAGUUCACGAUAUCCAAAUCUACCAUGUAACAUAAAAACAUAUGCAACAUUUUCAUCAUCCUUGGCUCCAAUGCAAAAUCUAUAACUGGAUCCCUCAAGCAUUGUGCAACUGGUGUCCUCAGAUGUGGUAAAGGAGUUGUUGCCCCUAGUUCAUCUCUUCUUGGAACCACUGGGUUUGGGCCCUCUAAGGUGGUGGGCCUCUUUGCAGCUAUUAUGGCAUUAUAUCACCCAAGGGAAUGACAGCUGUUCUUUCUGUCUAAGCACUACCAGGGGUGCCCGAGUGUCCAGUGGAAAAAUGGAUGAUUUGUUUAUUAUUUUUUUAUUUCCCCCCCUGGCCGGAAGGGUCAGCAGUGAGUCGUCAGCAGAGAGACUAGGAGAAUACAUCUCUGCACCAUUCGCUCAUCACUGGCUACAUUUCUCUUUGUUGUUAUUUGUGGAAAUUUCCAGCCUUGUAUAAUUGUUACCGAUUACAAAAACAUCACUAAAUGCAAUGUGCCAGGAGGGGGGGGGGCACAGGAAAGGGUUAAUGAGAGCGUCUGGGAGUCUCGCCCACCAUCCUGUACUUCCACCAAUAAGCAGAAAGACUGGAGAGAAGCAGGGAGCAAAAGAGACAGAGAGAGAGAGAGAGAGACAGAGUCAGAGAACUAGCAGAGGAAAGAGAAGAGCAAGGAGAAUAAGACGUCUUUGAAAAGAACUGGAGACCAGAGCAAGCACGAAGGCUGAGAAGGUAGAAGGAAAGAGGCAAAGACGACCCAGGGAGCCUCAGACUGCAAGACACCACCAGAUCAAUAGAUGACAGAAGGCGAGCAGGUGAUGAGCAGCAAGUGGGAAGCAGACGAGAAGCUGUAAGGUUGUAGCAUCCGAGAGAUCUCCUUCACAAUAGAGGGGAAUCUGCUUCUUCCGAAUUCCAUUGAAGAGGAACCCAGUACUCUACUGCCUUUAGAGAGUGAAACCGGUGGGGAGGGGACCUUCUUUUUUUCCACUCAAAAGACUAUGACUGUCUGUAAGUCUAACUCUUUAUCAUGCCUACAGGCUGCCAAGCCAGGCCCGCCGCCACCACCGACAGGUGAAGCAGCCACAGACUCAACGGCCACCCUCAACAAGCUGGCACUGGCCACAGGUGGUGCAGAAAAGUCCUGGCAUCGCUGCGUCUUUCCCUUUGGGGCAGUGGCUUUAGUGAUUGGUAUUGCUGCCACGUGUAUCACCUUCAAAUUUCGAGGGCCACAUAUGGACAUAGCAAAGGCGGUGUCGGUGGCAGCACUGGCUGCAGGGGCAGCUUUGUUGGUGGCAGCCUUUCUGUGCUGGAGAUCCCGGAGAGAACGACAAAGAAGAAGGCGAGAGGAGGCAGAAGCAGAGGAACAGGGGGGACUGUAACUGGAUUUCUUGUUGUUUUUUUUUUUAUGCAGCAGGGACAAACGGCGGUACUUAGUCCUGUAGUAGAGCCUCAGACAAAGACUCAUCAGAUAAUUGGGGGUCGUAGAGUACUGAAUGGUUUCAGAGGAAAGCGUGUAUUGUACCCGCAGUGCACAAUAACGUGUGUACUUACUGAUGUAGAAGGUGGGUGAUAUCAUGACUUUCAUUAAUGUUAUAAAUAAUGUCAGAAACAUGAUCAUGUCAACAUUAUCCAAACGCCUUGGAAAACGUGAAUUAUUUACGCGCUCAGUGCUCAUUAUUCAGCGCAAGGGAAUGUGGUGUUGUUGGCCAUGUCUUGACCGGCAUCCCCCGAAAACUACAUAAUCACCCAUUAGAUAUGAACUUAACCCACCAGUGCCUGCACCUCUGACCUAAGAGCUAGUCAUGUUACAUGGAUGAUGUUCACACCAUCCUCGUUUCUGACAUUAUGCAUAACAUUUUGAGCCAGCAUAUUCCGUACAUUGACGUAACUUAUAUGCAUGUUGUGGGCAAAUCUACGAGGUUCUCUCCUCACAUCAUAUCAUUGCAUUUUUUGUGAAGGCUCUUGGGUCACCGACAAUUCAAGUCCUUCUGGAGAAGACUGAAAAUGCUGCUUUUGGGGUGAACGUGGGCUGCGCUACAAACUGUGAGUGCCUUAUUGCCCUUUCGAAGGACGUUGCCUGCAUUUCCCACCCCACCUCGCUUGCCCUCUGAACAGGACUCAGACUAAUGUUGUUUUUGCUCUGCGGAAUCUCCAGCUUUCUCAGAAGUGGCCUUAAUAUCUCUUACCCAAGAGGCAUCAGACUGAGUGUUUCUUCAUGUGACUCCUGAGAAGGGAACAUUGACAAUCCUCUUGGUGAUCAUGGAACAGUGGCUUUGUCUACCUGGAGGACAAUAUGAUUGGCGUCACCAUUCUGUCCUAUGUAUGCAAACUACAAAUACCCGGGACUGUAUAUCUUUUGUACGGGGGUAGAAGUCCCUGAUAAAUUGUUAUGUGUUUCAGCUGA
This is a messenger RNA of Hyla sarda, 4750 nucleotides long. RefSeq names its product tubulin epsilon and delta complex 2 (gene TEDC2). The record is from RefSeq and is a predicted model, not a curated record. The coding region runs from base 178 to 1515 and encodes 445 amino acids. The transcript is spliced from 20 exons. Lineage: Eukaryota; Metazoa; Chordata; Amphibia; Anura; Hylidae.